UUACUUGUCGGGUUUCUCAUUCAAAGAUCCAAAAUGUUGCAAAGUUUGCAGAACCACAACCAGGAAAAUCUUUUUUGACGCGAAUUUUUCAUCCAAUUGGAAUAUUAUUUAUAUCUCUUUUAAAGAUUUCACAUUGAUUCUUCUCAAUUUUAUUAUCUUUGUAUCUUUUUUUAUUUAUUUAUUAGUAAUAUCUAUUGGGAUUUUAAAUUUCCCUGAAAAAUUUACUUUUUUUUUGUCUCUUUGUUUCAAUCUUUUUUAACAUCCGGGUUAGUUAAUUUCUGAGUGUUCUUCACUGAUUUCAUCUUAAAAACUUAAAGGGUCUUCAGGGUUUGAUCGAAUAGGGGAAAAAACAAAAAAAAAUUUACCUUACUAUUUUUAACGCUACCAGAUGCCAGAAAAUCGGCAGGUUUUGAAGAAUGCUGCUUCUAAUCCAUCUGGCGAUAACAUUGAAGAUGCAAUUCGGCGUCUGAAAAUCAAUGAUAAUCGGGACAGAGAUGUUACGGCUCAAUCUCUGCCUUUUCCCGAUCGACCUGGUGAACCCGAUUGCUUAUAUUAUUUGAGGACUGGAAUGUGUGGUUACGGGAGUAACUGCCGCUAUAAUCACCCUGCUAACGUUUCACUUGUUACUCAAUAUGGUGAAGAACUUCCUGAGAGACAUGGGCAACCUGAUUGUGAGUAUUUUCUUAAGACAGGAACAUGCAAAUAUGGAUCGACAUGUAAAUAUCAUCACCCUAAGGACAGGCGAGGUGCUGCACCCGUGAUAUUUAAUACUUUAGGUCUUCCCAUGCGUCAGGAAGAAAAAUCAUGUCCCUAUUACAUGAGAACCGGGUCGUGUAAGUUUGGAGUUGCGUGCAAGUUUCAUCAUCCACAGCAGCAAGCUUCGUUUGGAGCUUAUCCGGUGGCUGGAUCCCCUCCCUCAACAACUAUUACUUCAUCAGGUUUUCCAUAUGCUGGUGGAUUUCCUGCAUGGUCAGUGCCGAGAAUGUCGUCGUAUUUAUCUGGACAGGGCAUUCAAUCUUAUGUUCCUCCUUUUCUGCCUUCUUCACAAGGCAUUAUGCCUGCACUGAGCUGGAGCAACUACAUGGGAAGUAUGAGCCCUGCAAUUCCUACUAGUUUUCUUGGAUCGAAUCUUGUCUAUGACUACAUGAAUCCGGGAGAGACACUUUCCGGGGGGCAGGUCAUGAGUUCAACUCUCCCGGAUAGACCCGAUCAACCAGAAUGUAAAUACUUUAUGAGCACUGGAACAUGCAAAUAUGGAUCUGAUUGCAAGUUCCACCACCCUAAAGAAAGAAUAGGCCAAUCAUUAUUAGUUAAUCCACUUGGCCUUCCUAUGAGACCAGGAAAUGCUAUAUGCUCUUAUUACAGACUCUAUGGAGUAUGCAAGUUUGGUCCAACAUGCAAAUUUGAUCAUCCAGUUUUGGCCAUUCCUCAGAACUACGGCUUGCCCUCGCCUGCUAUAUCGGUAUUCGACGCAUCUCUCCUUAAUAGUCCAAGAAGGGUUUCAACUGUCCAACCAACUGAGACACCUCCGUCUAAACUAUCAAGUGACAAGCUUCAACAAUCUGAUACAAAAGCUGCUACCGAAGAUUCGUCUAAACAAGGUGACGACACUGCAUCAAAUUCUCGCACACCUUCGUCCGAGUCGUUACAGGAAUGAACCACUUGAAGUUUGAUUUUUCUUUUGGACUUUUUUUUCCGGCCAUAUUUUCAGGAGAAAUAUAUUAUACAUACCAUCUAUUUCCCCCUUUAAUCUGCAAUUCUGCAAGGUUGGAUAGUUUGUUCAAUGGUUGUUGUGACAAUCAUGAGCUUUUGGGGGAUAGAGGACAUUUUUUUUGUGGUGAAUAAAAUGCAAGUAGAAAGUUUGUGAUUUUCAUUUCCCCUUUUCUCUCUUGGGGUCACUUUGGUAAUCACACCUACAAAUACUGAGUGAAAAUCUCUAAGUAUGUAGCAAUUUCUUGCA
This is a messenger RNA of Cicer arietinum (chickpea), 1960 nucleotides long. RefSeq names its product zinc finger CCCH domain-containing protein 3. Gene Ontology annotation, molecular function: metal ion binding; mRNA binding. The record is from RefSeq and is a predicted model, not a curated record. Lineage: Eukaryota; Viridiplantae; Streptophyta; Magnoliopsida; Fabales; Fabaceae.